This is a messenger RNA of Sclerotinia borealis F-4128, 1344 nucleotides long. The record is from the annotation of a GenBank genome assembly. Lineage: Eukaryota; Fungi; Ascomycota; Leotiomycetes; Helotiales; Sclerotiniaceae.
AUGUCUAAUCACUCCGUUAUUCGUAUUGCAAAGGAGUUGGGAGAUAUUCAAAGGGGUUCAGAUUUAUCUCUAGCAGUUGCCUGUCAAGAUAUUGAUGUUCGAAGCGUUAGAGCAAUUAUAAUCGGUCCACCAGAUACUCCUUACGAAUUUGGUUUCUUCGAUUUUUCGGUUAGGUUUGGUAAAGAUUAUCCUGGAAAGGCACCUAGUGUUAUUGCGACCACCACAAACGGAGGAAGAUGUCGAUUCAACCCAAACAUAUACGCGCAAGGCAAAGUCUGCUUAUCGAUCUUAGGUACAUGGCGAGGUGAAAGAGGGGAAGAGUGGUCAUCGGCGCAAGGAUUGGAGUCGAUUUUGAUUUCAAUACAAAGCUUGAUGUCGAGCAAUCCAUACGAAAAUGAACCUGGUUUCGAAACUGCAAAUGAUGAAAGCGACAAGGAAAAUCAAAAGGACUAUGUUGCAAAGAUUCGGCAUGAAACUCUCCGGAUUUCAGUCAUUCAACGUCUCGAAGAAUAUCUGAACAUUACCGCAGCAGGAAAAGUCAUACCAUACACACCAAGUGAUGAUGAUGAUACUAGUGACAACGAAUUGGAUCGAGAGCUACUUGACGAAGAUUCAGUCGCGUUUGAACCUUUCAAGGAUCUAUGUAAACGCAGAUUUUUGUGGUAUUACGAUUCGUAUAUGUUGGCCAUUUCAAAAGCCAAAAAGGAGGUUCGUGAUGGUCAAGCUUUUACUCGGAUGCCUUUUGAGGGUGGUGGAAAUACCAUGGAAGGAAAGUUUAACUACACCGAACUCGAGAAACGGUUGAAAUUUAUUCGUACCACCUUGGAUGCCGAAACUGCUCAUUGGGCCACUGAAGGAUUGCUUUUACAGAAGAAGGAAAGUAGUGUAGCAGCAAAUCUUCAAAGCCAAUUCGAGCAAGUGGUUGAAUCAUACAAAAGGAAUAAAACUGUAACACUGGACGUUGAAUUGGAAAACAAGAACCCUUUCGUCUGGAUUAUCACCUAUUUCGGUCGUCCCAUGACCAAUCUAGAUGGGGGAUUAUUUCGAAUUAAACUUCAUAUCAGCCCAAGAUUCCCAGAAGAACAACUAAGAGCGAAAUUCGAAACUUCCCUAUUCCAUCAUCGCAUUGGAGUUGAUGGAACACCUUGCUAUACUCCCAAGCGCUCUGAUGAUGUCAAAUCCCAUAUCGAAUCAAUUAUUGAAGCUCUAGAGGAGGUAUCACCAGCAUAUGAUCCGAGAACAUUGGUGAACCUGGAAGCAGCCAAAUUGUUAUGGGGGUCUACGGAUGAUAAGAAAACCUAUAAUCGAAAACUUCGGAGGUCUGUUCAACGUAGCAUGGAGUGA